Molecule: messenger RNA, 774 nt
Organism: Rhinocladiella mackenziei CBS 650.93
Lineage: Eukaryota; Fungi; Ascomycota; Eurotiomycetes; Chaetothyriales; Herpotrichiellaceae
Exons: 3
Coding region: 1-774 (257 amino acids)
Molecular function (GO): hydrolase activity
Source: RefSeq, a predicted model, not a curated record
AUGGCCUCCUAUCCACCAGGAUCAUGCUGUUACAAGGGUGUCAAGCAUGAAGGCACUCCAACAGGAGAGAUCUCCACACUGGGUGACUUUGAGAUCUAUGUCAAGUACCCGGAAGACAAAUCCACCGACUAUGGCGUCCUCAUCAUCACGGACGUCAUUGGCCAUCGCUUCGUCAACGCCCAACUCAUCGCCGACCAAUUCGCCGCUAACGGCUACUUCGUGAUGAUGCCAGACCUCUUCUACGGUGACCCCAUCCCCCUCAACCGGCUCGGCGGCGACUUCGACAUCAUGCAGUGGGUCCAAGGCAAGUAUAACGAGAAGGGAAUAUCCCAUCUCCCUCCCGUCGUUGAUCCUAUCAUCGACUCCUGCCUCGUCGAGAUGCGCACCAAGUACAAGUGCAAGAAAAUCGGCGCCGUCGGUUACUGCUUCGGUGGUAAAUACGUGGUCCGACACCUGCGACCCGACGCCGGCAAAGUGGACGCCGGAUACACAGCACACCCUUCUUUCGUCGAAGCCGACGAGCUCAAGGACAUCAAAGGCCCGCUUGCCAUCGCUGCCGCAGAAACCGAUAGUAUUUUCCCCACUGAGAAACGUCAUGAGACCGAAGCCAUCCUCAAGGACUUGGGCUUCCCCUAUCAGAUCAACUUGUACUCCGGCGUCGAGCAUGGCUUCGCAGUCCGCGCCGACCCCAGCAAACGCGUCACUAUGUACGCCAGGGAGAAUGCCUUUUUGCAGGCUGUCCAGUGGUUCGAGGAGCAUUUGAAGUCCAAGUAA